GAUUGUAUUAAUUGUUUUUUGUAUUUCUUCGCAUUUCGGUAUAAUUUGUGUGGCUUUUCCGGCUCUCACUUGUUUACGCUGCGCGGGAGCAGUAUAGUGAGCAAGGGAGAGCGGUGGACUGCUCGAGAAAGAGAAAGGGGAGAGGAGAGAGAGUGUGCCAAUUGUUGCUGGCCGAAGCAACAAGUUACUGGUGGAGAGGGUGUCGCGGGGCAAGUGCGUGCUGAGGGCGCCAAAAUAUGCUGGAUUUUGAAAUACGGAAUAUCUGUCAGCCAUGAACGUGGCUUCCAUUCGGCCCGAGCGCAGAAUUACGGUUCAUUUCGUGUGUGCGAGCGAGCAAGUGUGAAAAACAAGCGACCUCCAGCGGCGUCUUGGAAAGUGAGAGCGAGCGAGAGAGCACAGCAUACGCCCCCACGCACAGCUACAUAUUUCGGUUGCCCCCAAAUGGGUUUAGCAGCGACACUUAGCCAACACCAAUUAGUGACAAAAAUAUGAAAAAUGCACUGGAAUGAAGCACACUCACACUUGCACGCUCGCAGAUCGCGCUUAUGCGUCAGCUAAUGUCGCGAUCACUCGCAGCCAACAGCUGUUCGGCCACGAUCGCAAAACAGGCGCGAGUAUAAACGCCGAUAAGGUGGCCAACAAACAACAUAAAACUGGAAAGCAAGUUUAUUGCGGCAAGCCACUGUUCGGAGUAUCUGCAUAAAUGGAAAGCUAUUAAUAUAAUCGUCCGAUUCAGACAGAUCCUUCCAAAAGCAGGUUCGGAAUCGUCUUCUUCACUGCGUUGCAAACUUCUAACUGAAAUUAUAAUACCCUCUGCAAUGGUAUAAAAACCCAAAAAGAGUUAGACGUAGAGAAACUCAGGACUGACCACUGACCCAACCACUGCAGCAUCAAGAUGUCGUUCCGCGUGGUACGCAGCUCCAAAUUCCGCCACGUCUACGGACAGGCAUUGAAGCGGGAGCAGUGCUACGACAACAUACGGGUAUCCAAGUCCAGCUGGGACUCCACAUUCUGCGCGGUGAAUCCCAAGUUCCUGGCCAUCAUCGUGGAGUCGGCGGGCGGCGGAGCCUUCAUCGUCUUGCCACACAACAAAGUUGGUCGCAUAGCGGCAGACCAUCCGUUGGUGGGCGGACACAAGGGUCCCGUGCUGGACAUCGCCUGGUGCCCCCACAACGACAAUGUGAUCGCUUCCGGCUCGGAGGACUGCGUGGUCAAGGUGUGGCAGAUACCCGACGGCGGCCUGUCGCGCACGCUCACCGAACCCGUGGUCGACCUGGUCUUCCACCAGCGUCGCGUGGGUCUGGUGCUGUGGCACCCCUCGGCCCUCAAUGUGCUGCUCACCGCCGGCUCCGACAACCAGGUUGUUAUCUGGAACGUGGGCACUGGCGAAAUGCUCGUGCACAUCGACUCCCACCCGGACAUCGUGUACAGCGCCUGCUUCAACUGGGACGGCUCCAAACUGGUCACCACCUGCAAGGACAAGAAGAUCCGCAUCUACGAUCCGCGCAACGGCGAGCUGGAGAGCGAAGCCAUGUGCCACGAGGGCUCCAAGGCCACGAGAGCAAUCUUCCUGCGCCACGGUUUGAUCUUCACCACGGGCUUCAAUCGCAGCUCGGAGCGCCAGUACUCCCUGCGCGCACCGGACGCCCUCAACGAGCCCAUCGUCAUGGUGGAGCUCGAUACGUCCAACGGCGUAAUGUUCCCGCUCUACGACGCAGACACGAACAUGAUAUACCUGUGCGGCAAGGGUGACUCGGUCAUCAGGUAUUUCGAGGUAACGCCAGAGCCUCCGUUCGUGCACUAUAUCAACACGUUUCAGACGACAGAGCCGCAGCGUGGUAUUGGCCUAAUGCCCAAGCGCGGCUGCGAUGUCACCACCUGUGAGGUGGCCAAGUUCUACCGCAUGAACAACAACGGUCUGUGCCAGGUCAUUUCGAUGACCGUGCCGCGCAAAUCGGAUCUCUUCCAGGAGGAUCUCUACCCCGACACACUGGCGGAGGAUGCCGCCAUCACCGCCGAGGAGUGGAUCGACGGCAAGGAUGCGGACCCCAUCGUAUUUUCGCUUAAAGAUCGCGUUUCCAUUGUGCAGGGUGGCUACGUGUCCUCGUCGGUCAACAAGUCGCUGCCGGCGAAGAAGGCGGGCAACAUUCUCAACAAGCCCAGAGGCGAUGGUGGCAGCUCCGGAGCAGCAAGCAGCAGUGCGGGUGGUGGUUCCUACGCGUCCGGAAACAACAACGAGGCUAACGAGGGCGGACCGCCGGCAGCAGUUUUGUCGGAAAAGGACCUGCGCACCAUCCAGGACGAGAUCCGCAAACUUAAGGCGAUCAUCGUCAAGCAGGAGAACCGUAUUCGCGCCCUCGAGGCCAAGGAGGACGCCCGCAACAAGAAUGGAAGCGAUGCCGCGCCUGCCUCGGCGGCAGCAGCCUCCUCUGACGGCAAAGCCAGCGAAAGUGCCAACGACCACGCGUCCACAUCAGCAGCAACGGCGAAGGACGAGGACUAGGUCCAGCGAUAGAACCAGGACUGGACUGAUGAACAUGGGCGGAAUGGAUUGGAGGAGAGACAGAGAACUGCUUGUAGAAGCUCGUAGUUACCGCUUAAUUUCUCUAAAGCAACAUAACGUUCAUUUCGUACGCACCGAGGCGAAAUCGGAAACGAGAAGGAGUUAUCGUCUACUAUGAUUAUGGUUUCGAUUAUUUAUUUUGUAUAAUUUAAUAUUAGGUCCUUAGCGAGCGAAAUCAGUUGAGUGUGGCACAGAUAGGGUUAGAAAGAGCCGAACAAUAACCAUAAAAUCGAUCAUUUGCGAGCAGAGCUGGACGGUUAACGUAUAAAACAUAACAUAAACUACAUCCUGCCAAAAAUAUAUAAAAACCUAACGAACUACCUACGAUUUGCGCCCAAAAUCAAGCAGAGCGAAGGGCAGACACUCGGUCCUUCGGUCGUCUUAUUGUAACGCGAGUAUAAAAUUGUUGUAAAUUUAACAAAGGCAAAUCAUAGACUAAACCUCAAUCACCUAAGAGUUAACAUUUACCUACCAAAUUUGUACGAGCUCCUUUCUAUAACGUCUGUAUAUUUGUACGUCCCGAAUGUUUUCAUGACAAUAGCUGAUAGAUUUGAUACUGUUCAUCCUAGCUGGGGCCCCCUUAAUCAGCCACUUUCCUUUGCGAAUUUUUGUGUCAAACAUUACGAAUUUAGUGAGGAAGUGAUGGGGGCCAUCGGAUUUAAUUCGUUUUCAUAAUCAAAAUUUUAUUGUUCAAACUAAUGAUAAGCUGUAUUUUGAAAUAAUAAGAAUAACAAUAAAUGCAACAAAAUCAGAAAGAAAAUGAGAAACCAACGAAAA
Drosophila gunungcola (fruit fly) is the source of this 3340-nucleotide messenger RNA. It is a transcript of the gene coro, whose product is annotated as coronin-1C-A. Bases 896 to 2503 code for a protein of 535 amino acids. The transcript is spliced from 8 exons. Gene Ontology annotation, biological process: actin filament organization. The record is from RefSeq and is a predicted model, not a curated record. NCBI's taxonomy places the organism in Eukaryota, Metazoa, Arthropoda, Insecta, Diptera, Drosophilidae. Gene Ontology annotation, molecular function: actin filament binding.